AUGAAGCAGCUGGAGCCGAUAAAAAAAAUAUACUUUGAUAACGAGGAAGAGGAGGAGGUGGUGGCGGUUGUUGUGGAGGAAGAAGACAACGGCGACAGCGAUGAUGACGAGGAGGACGUUGACGACAACGGUGGCAACGACGAGGAGGACGUCGAUGCCACCGAUACCAACGAGGGGGACGUUGACGAGGAGGAGAACGUCGACGAGGAGGAUGAUCCUCCCCCCUUCCCGAUGAUUGACGUCGAUCAGAUCGACCUCGACGACCUCAUCCGUUUUGGCCUGCAUCUCAUGCAGGUGGACGACGAGGCGGAGCUAUUCUACCUCCUCGUCAACCUGUAUGAGGAGUUGGCGGCUGAAUUGGAGGAGGUUGAUUAA
Messenger RNA from Cyphomyrmex costatus, 375 nucleotides. Its product is annotated as nonsense-mediated mRNA decay protein 2-like. Lineage: Eukaryota; Metazoa; Arthropoda; Insecta; Hymenoptera; Formicidae. The transcript has a single exon. The coding region runs from base 1 to 375 and encodes 124 amino acids. The record is from RefSeq and is a predicted model, not a curated record.